Molecule: messenger RNA, 1455 nt
Organism: Diaporthe amygdali
Lineage: Eukaryota; Fungi; Ascomycota; Sordariomycetes; Diaporthales; Diaporthaceae
Product: deltasterol reductase like protein
Exons: 3
Coding region: 1-1455 (484 amino acids)
Biological process (GO): ergosterol biosynthetic process
Cellular component (GO): endoplasmic reticulum membrane
Molecular function (GO): Delta14-sterol reductase activity
Source: RefSeq, a predicted model, not a curated record
AUGCCUCCCAAGACUGCUGCCCCUAGCCAAGAGCAUGGCUACGAGUUCUGUGGACCCCCAGGAGCCGCUCUGGUCUCGUUCGGUCUCCCCGUCCUGCUCUACCUGUUUUCCUUCGCCUGUAACGAUGUCUCCGGCUGCCCUGCGCCCCUACUCCUGACCAACUGGAAGACCAUCGACCUCCAAGAACUGAAACGCGAAGUUGGGUGGCCCGCGGACGGGAUCCGGGGACUGGCAAGCUGGGAGGUCACGGGCUGGACACUGGCGUACUACCUCUUCAACGCCAUACUGUACCGCGCCUUGCCUGCGGUCGAGGCCGAGGGUGUCGAGCUUAGCAGUGGUGGAAAGCUCAAGUACCGCAUGAACAGCUUCAGCUCCAUCAUUUUCACGCUCAUGAUCUGCCUCGCCGGCACCAUCCAGCAGGGCGCCGACUUCCCAGUCUGGACCUUCAUUACCGACAACUACGUGCAGCUCCUUACCGCCAACAUUCUCAUAUCCUACGCGCUCGCUACCUUCGUCUACGUCCGUUCUUUCUCCGUCAAGGCGGGCAAUAAGGAGCUUCGUGAGCUUGCAGCAGGGGGACACUCCGGGAACAUUAUCUACGACUGGUUUAUCGGUCGCGAGCUCAACCCUCGUGUCACCCUGCCUCUCCUCGGCGAAAUCGACAUCAAGGAAUUCAUGGAGCUGCGCCCCGGCAUGCUCGGUUAUAUACUCUUCAACUUCGCCUUCAUUGCCAAGCAGUACCGUACUUAUGGGUUCGUCACCGACAGCAUUGUCUUCAUUGCCGUCGUACAGACUCUCUACGUGCUCGACGGCGUCUUCAUGGAACCCGCUAUCCUUACCACCAUGGAUAUCACUACCGACGGUUUUGGCUGCAUGCUUGCCUUCGGCGACCUUGUCUGGGUGCCAUUCUUCUACAGCCUGCAGACCAAGUACCUUUCGGUCUACCCCGUCUCCUUGGGGCCUGUCUGGCUCACAGCCGUCUUCGCGAUGCUCAUUACAGGAUUCGCGAUCUUCCGCCUCGCAAACUCGCAGAAGAACACCUUCCGCACAAACCCGAACGACCCGAGCGUCGCGCACCUCAAAUACAUCGAGACCAAGACUGGGUCCCGGCUCAUCACGUCCGGCUGGUGGGGCGUCGCCCGCCACAUCAACUACUUCGGUGACUGGCUGCAGGCGUGGCCUUACUGCCUGCCAACGGGCAUGGCCGGCUACCUGAUCCUAUCCGCCGGCACGAACGCCGAAGGCGCCUUUAAGAUGGCCGACGGCAGGGAGGUCAUCCAGGGCGCUGCGAGGGGCUGGGGCGCGAUUUUCACCUACUUCUAUGUCGUGUACUUCGCCGUCUUGUUGAUCCACCGUGACAGACGCGACGAUGAGAAGUGCCACCGCAAGUAUGGCGAGGACUGGGAAAAGUACAAGAAGACCGUCCGGUGGAGGAUCAUUCCUUACAUCUAUUAG